AUGAGUAAUAGAAGUCAUGGGCGCACACGCAUUGUGACUAAAGAAGAUCUUCAACAAUUAAAAUUAUUGGAGAGAGUUUUGAAAGAAUCCCUGCCAUCCGGUACAAUCUUACAUCCUGAUAGUGAUAUAGUUAUCAGUAUAUAUGGCAUCGGGCGAGAUCCGAAGGAAUGGGGCCCAGACGCGGAUUGUUUUGAGCCUGAUAGGUUUCUCCCCGGACGGAAGACGGGACUCUUCAUACCCUUCAGUUGUGGUCCACGGAACUGUCUCGGUUAUCAGUUGGCCUUCAUGUCAGCAAAGAUGGCGCUGAUAUCAAUAUUGCGUCGUUACAAGAUUACCGGGAAAAUAGAAACGAGUCCUGCUCCACAAAUGGAGCACACAACAUAUGAUGAAAGCUAA
Molecule: messenger RNA, 396 nt
Organism: Leptosia nina
Lineage: Eukaryota; Metazoa; Arthropoda; Insecta; Lepidoptera; Pieridae
Source: the annotation of a GenBank genome assembly